This is a messenger RNA of Olea europaea var. sylvestris, 357 nucleotides long. RefSeq lists its product as uncharacterized. The transcript is spliced from 2 exons. The coding region runs from base 1 to 357 and encodes 118 amino acids. The record is from RefSeq and is a predicted model, not a curated record. Lineage: Eukaryota; Viridiplantae; Streptophyta; Magnoliopsida; Lamiales; Oleaceae.
AUGGAAGCUAUAGAUAAGAUCAGAAUGAUGAUUAAGAUAGCUGAAGAUCGGAAGCUAAAACCAAGAUUUAUCGACCCAUUUGAGAUCCUUGAGAAGGUUGGAAAUGUCGCAUAUCGUUUGGCACUAUCACCUGAGCUAUCGGCAAUACAUAAUGUAUUUCAUAUUUCUAUGUUGAGAAAGUACAUUCACGAUCCAAGUCACAUGAUUAAUGCUCAAUCGUUGGAUGUGCAGAGUGAUAUAACUUACGAAGAAGCACUUGUAAUGGUUUUAGAAAGGAAGGUACACAAUUUGAGAAAUCGAGAAGUGCCAUUAGUUAAAGUCCAAUGGAGUAGACAUGGGAAGGAUGAGGCUACAUAG